CUGCACCUUGCAAGUACACCCCAUGCCUCCCCAUUUCUGGACUCCGCUGUAGCUCCUUCCACUUGCGCAGCUUGACGUCUUUCGCAGCGUUUCCCAGUGCCAACUUGUCCGAACCUCCGUGGAGCACGAGGAGAGAAUGGCAGGGCGGACUGAACACAGUCCUCUCUUGGAGUCGGGAGCACCUGAAGACUUCGAUUCCGGAAAGAGCAUUGCAUUUGUCGCAGUCCUGCUGACGGUACCUCGUUUGGUUGGCUUCGGCAUUGCCUUCGCCAUCUACAAGUUCGGUGCCACCGCCAAAUAUGACAGCCAGCUGAAGACCUUCGGGAAAGAGGACGGCUAUGGCUGGCUGUACUUGGCCGUUUGGCUCUUCUCGGUGGUGGUGUCGUUCGUGAACUUGUUCCCCAUGUUUUACAAAGAAAAGGUGAUGAAGCGUGAUGCAGGCAACCUUAGGGCAAACAUGUUCAUCUACACGGUGGACGAUGGUUCCAACAAGCAUGUGGUGUUGGAGGAGGAGGGGGGCAUUGGUGAGUACAACCGCGCGAACCGCUCCUUGGGCCAGUUCGUGGAGAACGUUGCAGGAUUCUUGCUUUUGGUCCCCUUUGCUGGAAAAGUCUUCACCAUCCCCACCUCUGUGUUGAUUAUUGUUUUGGCCGUGGGUCGUAUAGCCCAUCAAAUGGGCUAUGCCUCGGGUGGCUAUGGCAAACAUGCACCCGGCUUUUUUCUCCAUUUGAUGUCUGUGGUGAGCCUUGAGGGUUUGGUGCUGUUGACGGCCACUCGGCUCUUGUGAGUGGGGUCCCUGAAAGUCACCCAGGAGGGGCUGUAGGAACUGGUCGAUGAGGGACUUUGUGGGGCCGACAGCGUUGGCAUGCGUUGGCAAAGACCAUGGGCUGGCGCGCAUCUUGGGAAGCCUCCAGGGGGAGCGAAGGUGGGAGGGGGAAGAACCUUGGUUGUUGAGGGCUGUUUUUGCCAUAGAUUAUUUUCUCCUGCUGUACUCUCCCGGGCCUUAUGAUGUGCCUGCUUCCAGCGGAGAAGAGGCGAGAAGAGGAUCAAAA
Messenger RNA from Cladocopium goreaui, 1052 nucleotides. NCBI's taxonomy places the organism in Eukaryota, Dinophyceae, Suessiales, Symbiodiniaceae. The record is from the annotation of a GenBank genome assembly.